This is a messenger RNA of Mesorhabditis spiculigera, 2316 nucleotides long. Lineage: Eukaryota; Metazoa; Nematoda; Chromadorea; Rhabditida; Rhabditidae. The record is from the annotation of a GenBank genome assembly.
AUGGCGUCGGAAGAUGACGAUGAGACGAAACUCGCCUACUACCACGGGCACCUGCUCGACGAGGACGCCGACAAGCUGCUCAAGGACGAUGGCGACUACCUGCUGCACUGUCGCUUCGAGAAGGGCCAGGCCAAGCCGCGCUACUGCCUCGUCGUCCGCGCCAAGGAGGAGAACCGGCGAUACAUGGUCAAGCGCAGCGAGAAGGGCUUCAAGAUCACGGGCCACGCGCGCGUCUUCACCUCCAUCCUCCAGAUGAUGGACCACUUCAUCUCGAAGGGCAUUGACGACCACACCCUCGAUCGGCCGAUCGGCCGCAGCAAGUUCCAGCUGCACCACAAGGACAUUCGACUCGUCAAAAAGCUCGGCGCCGGCGCCUACGGGACCGUCUACAAGGGCGUGCUCGUCCAGAAAACGUCGAAGGCCCCGUCAAAAGAGGGCAAAUCCCAGGGGCGACUCUCCCGCUCGCCAGCUCACGGCAGCUCCGAUGAAAAGGUGCGAAAGACGGUGGCGGUGAAGCGCAUCGAGUCCGAGGGCACCGACGAGCAGGCACUCACCGACAUGAUGAAGGAGGCGCGCGUCAUGCAGUUGUACUUCCACAACAACAUUGUCAAGUUCUACGGCUACAUCAUCGACCGCAAGCCCUACCUGCUCGUCAUGGAGUAUUGUGACGGCGGCAGUGUCGAGGACCGGCUGCGCGACGAUGGCGACAGCAUCACGAUCCCGACGCGCAUCGACUGGACCCACCAAGGGUCGAUUGGCCUCGAAUAUCUGCACUCCAAAAACUGCAUCCACCGCGACAUUGCCACGCGCAACUGCCUGAUCCACCAGAAUGCCCUGAAGCUCGCCGAUUUCGGCAUGUGCCGCCACACGGCCAUCUACAAGGUCGACCUCAGCAAGGCGCUCAACGUGCGCUGGCUCGCGCCAGAAGUGUGGAAAACGGGCGAGACGAAGCCGUGCACCGACGUCUACGCGUUUGGCGUGAUGAUCUGGGAGCUGUUCGAGAUCCCGUACAACUCGCCGUACGCGUCGAUGAAGGCCGGCCAAGUCAAGCAAAAAGUCAUGCAGGGCUACCGGAUGAAGCCGCAGGACUGUAUGCCGAAGGAGAUGGCCGACGUGCUCGCCCUCGCCUGGCAUCACAAACCCGAGCGCCGCCCCACCGCCAGCGAGCUGCGCCUCAAAUUGCGCCCCAUCUGCAAGAAGUACUGCCCGAACAUUGAGCUCGAUGACGAGUCGGGCGGUGACGAAAAGCCGCCUCCCGAGAAGAGCUCAGUGGGGUCGCAAGAGCGCCGGAAAGAGAAGGACAAGGGCACCGCGACGGCGAUGCCUGCCGCAGCUGCCGACAAGAUGGAGAAGAGCGAGGAAGUGAGCGCCGUGCCGGCCGUCGACGGCCUCGCGCCGUGCACCGCCGUGGAGGCUUCGACCCCGCUCACCCCCGUCGACGCGAAGGAGCACUUCGUGCCCGACGAUGAGGACAGGCUCCCACUCGACGAGGAAGUGACCGUGCCGGCCGUCGACGGCAUCGCGCCGUCCACGCCGGUCCACACCGCCGUCGAGUUUACGAGCCCGCCAACCCCCAUGGACGUGAAGGAGGACUACGUGCCCGGCGACCACGACAAUAAGCUCGACGAGGAAGUGAGCGCCGUGCCGGCCGCCGACGGCCUCGAGCACCUCGGCAUCGACGUGACGUUCGUGAGCGCAGAUCUGCUGAAGUGCCCCGCGGGAUACGUACAGUCCACCAUCGGGCGCCUGUUGCGGGUGGAGCUGCGCCCGGUCAGCCACGCGAACACUGAAGACGCCAUGCACGGCCCCGUUACGACUCUCCGCCUGGCGCGGGUCGGGUGGUUUUCCGAUGAUGAGGUCGAGCGGAUGCGCGUGGCGCUGGUCGGUGAUGGGCGGCUCAUCUUGAUGAAGGACGGGCUGUUCCUCAUCAACGUUCUGGUCGGAGGGCGCGGAGGUUAUGAGCGCGAAGAGACGGGGAGCAAAACCGGCCGAAGCGUCAGCACAACGGGCGACGAGAUCGAGCCGCUGAUGGGCGAGCUGCCAAAGACCGCCGCCACCACCACCGAUGGCCCGUGCGGCUACUGCCACCGCAUGGUCGGCCCGUUCCGGCCAGUCUACAAGCGCCCAUGCUGCAGCGUGUGUCGGCGCAUCAAAGAACAUCCCGAGAAGCAGAACGACUGUAUCCAGACGCCCGCGUGCCGCUACUAUCGCGAGCAGCGGGAGCUGCCAUCCGGCGAAGGCGACUACUCGAUGGUACCAUCCGGAUGUGGCGCCUGUAUCGGUCUGCAGCUCGCUGACGCGCGCGACAAGGCCAAC